Molecule: messenger RNA, 519 nt
Organism: Saprolegnia diclina VS20
Lineage: Eukaryota; Oomycota; Saprolegniomycetes; Saprolegniales; Saprolegniaceae
Exons: 2
Coding region: 1-519 (172 amino acids)
Source: RefSeq, a predicted model, not a curated record
AUGGCUCGCAUCCGCCCCGAUCCCAAGGACCGCUUCGUGAACAGCGACGACAAACGGGCCUGCAUCGAGUGCUUUGCCACCAACAAUCACAUGAUGGGCUGUACGAAGGACCCCAAGAACCGCGCUCAGUCUGCGAUGGACCCCACCAAGCUGCGCCUCGCCCGGCUCGAGUCCGCCGCCGCCGAUCACGAAGCGGCCACCGGGCAAGAUGUGUACGACUGCGAUGCUGCAGCUCGAGAAGCAGACGCUGGCGAGGAUGAUGAAGCCUUCGAGGGCGACGAGUCCGUCGCGCUUAGCCGUCCCGACCUCAAGGCGCACCUGGACGAGAUGUGGCGGAGCGACAAGACCAAGUGGCCCAACGACUCGUUCAUGCUCCCAAGUGCGCUGCUCAAGGCGGGUACCCCAACGAUGCUCGACUUCUUUUUCUCCAACAUGCAAGUCUUCGUCAAGCGUCCGUUCUUGUUUUACGGCGACGUCAUGGGCGACUUUGGCUUGAAGUGCGUUGCGUGUGGAGAGUAA